AUGGUUCGUGUUACAAAGAAUUUAAUAUUACGUAUUAUUGCGAUCGCCGUGGGAUGUAUUGGUAUGGCUAUUGCUGGAUCGAUCUUCAUCUUCAACGCCUAUUCUAAUGCUAUUAAGAAGAAAUUUGAUUAUACCCAGUCACAAGUUGAAAUGAUGGCAGCAAUGGGUAAUUUUGGAAUAUCUAUAGGAUUCCCAGCAGGUUUUAUGUGUGAGAAAUUGGGUGCAAGAUGGACGUCGUUUACAGCCAUGCUAUUAACAACGCUAGGUUUUGUCAUGUUGUAUACGACUUACAGUAACGUUGACUUCUAUCACGACCACCCUUAUCUACAAGAUAUCUACUUCUUCCUUGCUGGAUUUGGCGCCAUCUUUACCUACAUGUCGUGUCUCACGACAAGUAUGAAUAAUGUUCACUCGAAACAUAGAGGUAAAAUUGUUGGACUUCUAGACUCGUCAUUCAGUGCAGGUCCUGCUUUGGUCGCUCUCUUAUACGGUGUGUGUUUCAAGAACGGCCACGAAACAGACGAAGAAAAUCAAGAUCUUUCAGGAUUCUAUCUGACGUCUGCUAUUGCCUUCGGUGUAAUCAAUCUUCUAGGGGUUGUAUUUUUAGCCCAGUACCCGGAUGACGAGAUACAAGUUUUAGAACCCAUAAAUGCAUCCGAGAGCCAGAAAGAGAUCGUCGCAGAUAGUGACCCCCAGAUAGAGGAGGAAAAGAGUAUUCGUGGGCUAAAACUUUUAAAACUUUUUGAUUUCCACUUCCUGCUCUGGCCGUAUAUAAUGUGCGCUAGUCUACAGUUGAUGUAUAUAAAUAACAUUACAACGUAUUUAAAAUCUUUUCAGCACGAGAACAAAAGUACAUUAUUCACGGUAUUAAAUCCAAUAUCAGCGACAUUUUCUAAAUUGAUAAUUGGUUUCGUGUCUGAUAUGAUAAUAGAGAAAGUACCUAGAGCUGGGGUGAUUCUGUGCACCACGACUCUUCAGACUGUCGUGCUGGCUGUGUGUGUUUUCUACGGUGACUACUAUCCCAUCAUUCUGUUGGCUCUGUUCGGGGUCGGCAUCCCUAAUGGCGCUACCUGGUGUUUAACUCCGACCAUGACCAGCGAGUUUUUUGGAAUGAAAUAUUUUGGGAUGAACUGGGGUUUCAUGAUGGUCGGUACCGCUUUUGGUGGCUUGAUUAUCCAGAAGAUAUUUGGAGCUCUCUAUGAGUUGAGUAUUGGCGAUCCAAGCGUUCAUGAUUGUUACGGUCUACGAUGUUUUAAGUGGAGUUACGCCAUAGCCGCCGUGUUGAGUCUCUGUUCCUCUAUAUUGUAUCUGGGUUUGUUAGAGCGAAGAAUUUAA
Molecule: messenger RNA, 1335 nt
Organism: Patella vulgata (common limpet)
Lineage: Eukaryota; Metazoa; Mollusca; Gastropoda; Patellidae
Exons: 4
Coding region: 1-1335 (444 amino acids)
Biological process (GO): transmembrane transport
Cellular component (GO): membrane
Molecular function (GO): transmembrane transporter activity
Source: RefSeq, a predicted model, not a curated record